AUGGCACGUCGCGCCGCUGAUAAGCGCGUUAAUCUCGCCGUUGCCAGAAUUAUACCUCCCAUCUUGAUCGGUGUCUUUGGUUAUGCCAGUUAUGCUAUCACGAAACCAUUAUGCGUCGACUAUCUCAUACAUCCUGCCCACCAUUAUGAUCGAAGGCCUCGGACCGGCGCUGGCGCCGCUAUUCUUGCCGUUUAUUACGUCCUGCUGAUUCCUGUAUUGGUCACGUAUCUCCGACUUCUGUAUACCGUUGUCUUGGACCCUGGCUAUCUGCCGCGGGGUACAGCAUGUUCUCUGAAUCAGGCCGACAGUGAGGGGUCAAAGCACCGUCAUCGACGACAUCGUAGGAGGAAGAGUGGACAUCAUCGGUCCAAAACGACGGAGAAAACUGAUAGAUCUGACCGAGUUGACGUUGAACGAGGACUUGAGUACAAUGCGGGAGCAAAGGCAUACCCUCUGGAUGCAGAAGGAUUGGAGAGCUUCUACACCAAAGAUGUCUUUUUCAAGACAGACAGAGCGCACCACUGUCGAGAGGUUGAGCGAUGUGUUCGCAAGAUGGAUCAUUUCUGCCCGUGGGUUGGCGGCGUAGUCUCGGAGACCUCGUUCAAGUUUUUUAUCCAAUUCAUCGUUUAUACGAUGCUCUACUGCAUAUUUGUUCUUAUCGUCUUUGCGAUAUAUACCGCUGAGCUCAGGCGGGAGGCCGGAAGAACCAAUGCUCAUUGGAUUGUCUGCCUCGCAUUGAGUUCUCUUUUUGGGUUUUUCGCCUUUGGAAUGACCAUAAGCUCUGUGCAACUUGCCGCGUAUAAUCUGACAACGAUUGAGAACCUCAACCGCCGCUCGGCAGUGUGGACCUUGGCAAUACGCGUGCCCAGGCACAUCCUCAGUAAAAACUGGGCACCAACCUUCCGUACAAUCACAUACCCUCUCCCGCCUCUUCCUUCAGCUGAGUCAGAAGUCGCGCGGGAAUUCCCAGUCGGAGAACAGCAUGUGUUCGCGAUCCUACAGACCUUGCCGGGAGAAAAUCCAUUUGACCUUGGAAGUCCGCUGAAGAAUAUACAGCAGGUAAUGGGAUUCUCUUUGCUCGAGUGGCUUCUCCCUAUCAAGCAAAGUCCUUGUGCGGACCACAGUAGUCACGAGAGCGCCUUUGCCCUCGGGCCCGUUGUGACAAGGUUGAAGAAAGAGGCUGGGUUAGAAACCCCCACAGAGUCCGAGCCGGCGGACCUUGCGGGUGCCGAGGAGAUACCACACCAUGAACAAAGACGAGGAAAGCAUAGACGGCGUAAUUGA
Messenger RNA from Aspergillus pseudoviridinutans, 1284 nucleotides. RefSeq names its product DHHC family palmitoyltransferase. Gene Ontology annotation, molecular function: protein-cysteine S-palmitoyltransferase activity. Bases 1 to 1284 code for a protein of 427 amino acids. NCBI's taxonomy places the organism in Eukaryota, Fungi, Ascomycota, Eurotiomycetes, Eurotiales, Aspergillaceae. The transcript has 6 exons. The record is from RefSeq and is a predicted model, not a curated record. Gene Ontology annotation, biological process: peptidyl-L-cysteine S-palmitoylation; protein targeting to membrane. Gene Ontology annotation, cellular component: Golgi apparatus; endoplasmic reticulum.